Molecule: messenger RNA, 4197 nt
Organism: Octopus sinensis (East Asian common octopus)
Lineage: Eukaryota; Metazoa; Mollusca; Cephalopoda; Octopoda; Octopodidae
Product: neurofilament heavy polypeptide-like
Exons: 52
Coding region: 1-4197 (1398 amino acids)
Source: RefSeq, a predicted model, not a curated record
AUGUGUAUUGACCUUCUCAGUUAUGCAUCAAUGAAGAGAGUGAAAACACACCGAGUGUUAGCAACCUUUAACCGACGAAGAUUUCAGAGGUCAAUGGGCUGGUUCAAGGGGAAUAUGAUAUCAGAUGAGCUUGAGACUGAGGCUGAGAAAACAGAGAAUUUAGAGCUGGAGACACCAGAAUUUGUGAAAGCAGCUUGUCCUGUCACGUUACAUAACGACCUCUCCCGCUUCCCCAGUGCAGGUGUUGCUCCACACUACUUGGUUGAUGUGUCCAUAGUUGUUUUAUUGCUGGUAAGAGAAUUCGAAGAUAUGAUAUCAGACGAGUUCGAGUCUGAGGCCGAAGAGACGGAGGAUUUAAAGCUAGAGACACCAGAAUUCGAAGAGGAUACGAUACCAGGGGAGUUAGAAUCUGAGGCCGAGGAGACAGAGAAUUCUGAAUUGGAGACACUAGAAUUCGAGGAGGAUAUGAUACCAGAGGAGUUAGAGUCUGAGACCGAGGACUCGGGGGAUUUAGAGCUAAAAACACCAGAAUUUGAAGAAGAUACGAUACCAGAGGAGUUAGAGUUUGAGACCGAUGAGAUGGAAGAUUUAGAACUGGAGACACCAGAAUUAGAAGAGGACAUAGAGCCUGAGACCGAGGAGAUGGAAAAUUUAGAGUUGGAGACACCAGAAUUGGAAGAGGACUUAGAGUUUGAAACCGAGGAGACGGAGAAUUUAGAGCUGGAGACACCAGAAUUCGAGGAGGAUACGACAUCAGAAGAGUUUGAAUCUGAGGCUGACGAGAAAAAAAACUUAGAACUGGAGACGCCAGAAUUCGAGGAGGAUAUGAUACCAGAGGAGUUAGAGCCUGAGACCGAAGACUCGGAGGAUGUAGAACUGGAGACAGCAGGAAAACCCUACAACACCGUCAAUGAAGUAUUCAAUAACAUGAACAUCUGUUGCAACAAGUGUAAAUAUGUGAAGAUUUCAUCAGAAUUAGAAGAGGACAUAGAGCCUGAGACCGAGGAGAUGGAAAAUUUAGAGUUGGAGACACCAGAAUUGGAAGAGGACUUAGAGUUUGAGACCGAGGAGACGGAGAAUUUAGAGCCAGAAAUACCAGAAUUCGAAGAAGGUACGAUACCAGAGGAUUUAGAGACUGAGAUCGUGGAGACGGAGGAUUUAGAACUGGAGACGCCAGAAUUCGAGGAGGAAACAGAGAAUUUGGAGGCCGAGGAAGAAACGGAGAAUUUAGAGGCCGAGGAAUCGGAGAAUUUAGAGGCCGAGGAGUCACAGAAUUUGGAGCCGGAGACACCAGAAUUCGAGGAGGAUACGACAUCAGAAGAGUUUGAAUCUGAGGCUGACGAGAAAAAAAACUUAGAACUGGAGACGCCAGAAUUCGAGGAGGAUAUGAUACCAGAGGAGUUAGAGCCUGAGACCGAAGACUCGGAGGAUGUAGAACUGGAGACAGCAGAAUUCGAGGAGAAUACAAUGCCCGAAGAGUUAGAGUCUGUAGUCGAAGAGAAGGAGAAUCUAGAACUAGAGACACCAGAAUUCGAGGAGAAUUCGACACCAGAGGAAUUAGACUCUGGAGGUGAAGAGACGGAGAAUUUAGAACCAGAGACACCAGAAUUCGAGGAGACUACAUCAGCAGAAGAGUUAGAGUCUGUAGUCGAAGAGACGGAGAAUCUAGAACUAGAGACACCAGAAUUCGAAGAGAAUACGGUACAAGAAGAGUUGGAAUCAGAGGCCGAAGAGACGGAGAAGGUAGAGCUGGAGACUCCAGAAUUCGAGGAGACUACAUCAGCAGAAGAGUUAGAGUCUGUAGUUGAAGAGACGGAGAAUCUAGAACUAGAGACAACAGAAUUCGAGGAGAAUACGGUACAAGAAGAGUUGGAAUCAGAGGCCGAAGAGACGGAGAAUGCAGAGCUGGAGACUCCAGAAUUCGAGGAGACUACAUCAGCAGAAGAGUUAGAGUCUGUAGUCGAAGAGACGGAGAAUCUAGAACUAGAGACACCAGAUGCGUUGUAUGAUUGUGUAUGGGUUACAAUUCGAGGAGAAUACGGUACGGUACAAGAAGAGUUGGAAUCAGAGGCCGAAGAGACGGAGAAUGCAGAGCUGGAGACUCCAGAAUUCGAGGAGACUACAUCAGCAGAAGAGUUAGAGUCUGUAGUCGAAGAGACGGAGAAUCUAGAACUAGAGACACCAGAAUUCGAGGAGAAUACGGUACAAGAAGAGUUGGAAUCAGAGGCCGAAGAGACGGAGAAUGCAGAGCUGGAGACUCCAGAAUUCGAGGAGACUACAUCAGCAGAAGAGUUAGAGUCUGUAGUCGAAGAGACGGAGAAUCUAGAACUAGAGACACCAGAAUUCGAGGAGAAUACGGUACAAGAAGUGUUGGAAUCAGAGGCCGAAGAGACGGAGAAUGCAGAGCUGGAGACUCCAGAAUUCGAGGAGACUACAUCAGCAGAAGAGUUAGAGUCUGUAGUCGAAGAGACGGAGAAUCUAGAACUAGAGACACCAGAAUUCGAGGAGAAUACGGUACAAGAAGAGUUGGAAUCAGAGGCCGAAAAGACGGAGAAUGUAGAGCUGGAGACUCCAGGUGAUGGCUUCCCAGAUGGCAAAUGCGUGUUCUAUGCACCCAGAGAUUCCGAGGAUUCCUGCUUUUUGGAUUGCUUCAUUAACGUACCCGUUAUGCUGUACGAAUCUUAUGAUUCGUCUAGCAAUAAUUCCAAACAUGAUUUUCCCUGCCCUCUGAAGCAAGCUUUUGGAGAUCGAGGUGUAGAACUCUACGAUAUCGAAUUGUAUAAAUUUGCAUUCGGGUUUAUCUUCUAUUUUCUUAAACCAUUCAAUAGUUGCGCUACUGCAUAUUCAUUGGAAUUGGAAGAGGACUUAGAGCCUGAGACCGAAGAAACGGAAGAUUUAAAGCUGGAGACACCAGAAUUCGAGGAGGAUACGAUAACAGAGGAGUCAGAGCCUGAGACCGAGGAGACGGAGAAUUUAGACCUGGAGACACCAGAAUUUGAAGAAGAUACGAUACCAGAGGAGUUAGAGUUUGAGACCGAUGAGAUGGAAGAUUUAGAACUGGAGACACCAGAAUUCGAAGAAAAUAUGAUACGAGAAGAGGUAGAGUCUGAGGCCGAAGAGACAGAGAAUCUAGAAAUGGGGACACCAGAAUUCGCAGAGAAUACGAUGCCAGAGGAGUUAGAGUCUGAAGCCGAGGAGACGAAGAAUUUAGAGCUGGAAACCCCAGGUAUGAAUUAUGCACCAUUCGAAGACUAUACAAAACCAGAAGAGUUAGAGUCUGAGGCCGAAGUGACGGAAAAUUUAGAAAUGGAGACACGGGAAUUUGAAGAGAAUGCGAUACCAGAAGAGUUAGAGUCCGAGGCUGAGGAGGCAGAGGAUUUAGAGCUGGAGACACUAGAAUCUAAGGGGUACACCAUACCAGGAGUGUUGGAGUCUGAGGCUGACAAGACGGAUGGUUUUGAAGUGGACCCAGGAUUGUUGGAGAAUAUGGCACCAGAUGGGGUAGAAACAACUGGGCUGCAAGUGGAGUAUUUAGUAAAGGGUCCAUUACUCACGAAUACGAUGUCAAAGGAGUUAGAGUCCCAGGCUGAGGAUACAGAUAACUAUAAGACGGGAAUACCAGAGUUAGCCAAUAUCGAAGGGAAUAUGGCGACUGUUCUCUAUUGUCGGUGUGAAAUGAAAAAGAACCAGGGAUUAGGUUCGGAGUUAUGCCCCUUCGUUGGGUACUCUGUGAAGCCGGAUAGAGAGGCAUCAGAUAUCAAAGUAGUUGUUCAGAAAUAUUCCGAGUUUUUCUGGUUUACGAAUCACAUUUACACGGAAUAUAAAUUUAUGAUACCAAUGCCACAUGGAGAGGAGCUUGAGGCUGUCAUGCAAAAUUUAGAAACAGAGACACUAGAGGAGCUGCCAUCAGAGGCCGAGCUGGAGCAGACAUCGGAAAUAGAAAUGCCAAUAUUUGAGAGGACUGGACCACGAAAUUCCGAGUCGGCUAAUACAAACGACCCUCGAAGAGAAGUUGAGCUAAAUGCAGAAUGCCUGCCCGAUAGUACGUCGAUGGAACAAAGGAUGGAAAUGGAAAAAUCAAAAAAUGAGCAGAUGAUAAAAGAAAAUAAUGCAUUUCGUGAAUCAAGGUUCACUCAAAAACAAGAAUUAGACAUUCCGGGUAAUAAUUUCCAAACUUUAUGUCUCCAACAUCCAUAA